CAUUUAUUCGUGCAAGGAGGCAAUGUUCCUCCAUGGGGUGAAUUUGUGUACUUGAAUCAUUAUUACAACUCUAAGCCAAUGUGCUUGAGAUGACUAACUUAUCCAUGUAUUGUGAUAGGGCCAUCGAAGGAAUAAUCAGGACAGGCAACCCAAACAAAUGGGAGAGCAUUAUUGAUGAUACUGAAUCAAUGUUAACAUCAUGGAAGGAAAAAGAACGUCGAGGAAAUCUCAUUAGUGAACUUUUAAGGGUCCAAUCAAAGAUCGCCAAACACCAAGAACAAUUCAAAUCAUGCUCAAAUAUAGAGGAGACGCUUGAAUUAUUCCUCUUCCGUUGGUAUCUACUUGGAGAGACUGAGUUUAUUCUAGAGGAUGAUGCGCAGCUAGUCGAAGCUGCAUUUGGCCGCAUAAGGAUUCUUGGAAACAAGGCAAUAACUACUUUGGAUGAGCCUUUCGUGCUACGCGCAGCCAAAAACUACUUCAUGGAAAAGGACCCUUUAUUCAUUAAAGCCGCGGAGCGAGCAAUGAUAACAUCGACCAACGCCUCAGUACAUGGGACAAUGUGGGAGACAUGUAUGCCGCCAGUUUUCAUUGAGACAUUCAGAGCUAUGCCUUUGUCUAAGUGGCCAUUACCAAGUGGCAACAGUAUUCCCGAGGAACUAAGAGGAGAUGUGACGAUUGUAGGAUACAAUAAACAGGAACAACUUGCAAUCACAUACCAUGACAUCUCGACUCAUGGCUUUAUGGAAGCACAUGUUAAUGGCAACUCAAUGCGAGGAGACAAGAGUAUUCCUCCGUUUUAUUUCCCAUCCCCUCGCGUGUCAGGCCCGGAUAUCAUUUUCAUUGUUAGUGUCAACGGAAAGAAGAUUCCAAUAUUUGUCCAGUUGAAAUUACGCGUACGUCUUCCACUUGUUGAUGCAGAAGCUGCACUUGCCACUACCAGCGAUGAAUAUAUGCAAGAAAAGAUAAAUAAGGAACACCAAAAGGAACAAAUAUCUAAAAAAGGAACGGCUGCAUCUGAGCCUCCUAGCCUGCAAGAUUUAUGUCCCUCAGGCGUUUACAUCAGUAUGAUCAUAGCGUAUCCCGCAGAAGUAAUUCGCUUCCAACGUCCCGAUCCAGAUCCCGAGCUUGGUUCUAAUCCCUCACAAGGACUAAAAAGAGUCGUCAUUAAUGUGGAUGACAGCAACUUUGGAGCCAUUUUCCCAGCAAGACAUGUCAGGUUUCUUGACAAACUAAAGAAAUUCAAAAGAAGAGCAGAGGUUGAUGAAGAACCAAGUCCAUCUAAAAAAGCACACCUCAGAAAGUCUAAUACAAAUGACUUGUAAUUACCACAAAGAAAAAACAACAAGCAAUGUAUAGCCAACAUUUAGAACAAGACAUGUAUGAACAGUUUGCUUUAUCAUGAAUUGAAUGUAUCAAGACUCUGUGGAACAA
Molecule: messenger RNA, 1431 nt
Organism: Lobosporangium transversale
Lineage: Eukaryota; Fungi; Mortierellomycota; Mortierellomycetes; Mortierellales; Mortierellaceae
Exons: 4
Coding region: 90-1322 (410 amino acids)
Source: RefSeq, a predicted model, not a curated record